Messenger RNA from Bubalus bubalis (water buffalo), 2137 nucleotides. RefSeq names its product HERPUD family member 2 (gene HERPUD2). Gene Ontology annotation, biological process: endoplasmic reticulum unfolded protein response. The coding region runs from base 455 to 1432 and encodes 325 amino acids. Lineage: Eukaryota; Metazoa; Chordata; Mammalia; Artiodactyla; Bovidae. Gene Ontology annotation, molecular function: protein binding. The record is from RefSeq and is a predicted model, not a curated record. The transcript has 8 exons.
UGCGUUUUCCGGCUUAAAGGGACCCGGACCCUCUUCACAACAACAACAAAACCAGCGCGCUCGCGGCCGGCGCCCCGACUCUAGUCCCCGCCCUCCUGCCACCUGCCGCCUCCUCGGCCGCACCCGGCAGUGAGCCGCGGCUCCCCUGCCCUAGGGGUCGGGCGGAGAGCCGACCGCGCCCUUCGGCCAACUUCUCCAGCUGCCACCGCGCCGCCUCGCGAGACCCGGGGCCGGACCCUGGGCGCCGCCGAUCAGCAGGAAGGGUGCGGCCGCCGCGGAGGACGCCCGGCCAGACUGUGCGAUCGGUGGCCGUGCUUGGGCGCGGAGGGCAGCGGUGGCGGGACCCGCGGCCAUCUCUCAGUUGACGAAGGAUCAGAGAUUGGUGUAUUCGGGCAGACUGCUUCCCGAUCAUCUGCAGCUGAAAGACAUUCUCAGAAAACAAGAUGAGUAUCAUAUGGUUCAUCUAGUAUGUACUUCUCGGACUCCUCCCAGUUCUCCAAAAUCCAGCACCAAUAGAGAAAGUCAUGAAGCACUGGCAUCCAACAGCAAUUCUAGUUCAGAUCAGUCAGGAUCAUCAACUCCAUCAUCCAGUCAAGAAACCUUGACUUUAGCUACCAGUUCUUCCUCAGAAGGAUUGAGGCAACGUACCCUUCCACAAGCACAAACUGACCCAGCACAGAGUCAUCAGGUCCCAUAUGUAAUGCAAGGAAAUGUAGACAACCAGCUUCCCGGGCAGGCUGUCCCGGCUGGAUUCCCGGUGUACCCCGCCUUCAACCCGCUGCAGGUGCUGUGGUGGCGACAGAUGUACGCUCACCACUAUUACAUGCAGUAUCAAGCUGCAGUUUCAGCUCAGGCCACAUCAAAUGCUAACCCAGGCCAGCCUGCUACACAGCCUCUAAAUUUGGCACACGUGCCUGGAGAAGAACCCCCACCAGCUCCAAACCUAGUGGCCCAAGAAAAUCGACCCAUGAAUGAAAAUGUUCAAAUGAAUGCACAGGGAGGUCCAGUGCUGAACGAAGAAGACUUCAAUCGAGACUGGCUAGACUGGAUGUACACGUUCUCACGAGCUGCAAUUCUCCUUAGCAUUGUAUACUUCUAUUCUUCUUUUAGUCGGUUUAUCAUGGUAAUGGGAGCCAUGCUACUGGUUUAUUUACACCAAGCUGGAUGGUUUCCUUUUAGGCAAGAAGGAGUUCAGCACCAGGCUCCCAACAAUAAUGCUGAAGUUAACAAUGAUGUACAGAAUGCAAACAAUCUAGAACUUGAAGAAAUGGAGCGUCUUAUGGAUGAUGGGCUUGAAGAUGAGAGUGGAGAAGAUGCAGGUGAAGAUGCCAGUGCGAUUCAAAGGCCUGGAUUAAUGGCGUCAGCCUGGUCUUUUAUCACCACAUUCUUUACUUCACUAAUACCAGAGGGGCCUCCCCAGGUUGCCAAUUAGACUUGAAAAACUGUGCCAGCUGCAAAGGAGGGUCUGAAUUUAGGAAAGUGUUUUAAAUAACAGUGCAAUUUCAAAAAAUUUAUUACUUUCUUUUCAUCAUCAUGUACAGAGGUGUUUUUUCUUUAAACUUCUCAUGCAUAUGAAUAUUUUAAGCACAAAUAGACUACUAAAUAUGUGAUUUUUUUUUUUUUUAAGAUUCUAACAGAACAUAGCAUAACAAUAUUGGUCUUCCAGGUUUUAUUAAUUUCAAUUAUGUAUAUUAUAUCAAGACAGACUUGUGUGUCUUAUUUCUUUAAAGAGCUGCUUCACAUAUAAAUGUCUAUAGCUUAUAGCCCAGCCCUUCAAUGUAUAAUUUGAAUAAAUAUAUCUAUUUUCUGUGACUUGUCCUAAAAGUUUUAAACAGAAUGACCUCAUAGUUUUUAAUGAAGAAUAUUAAUUACCUAAAAUGUGCUAGUAGCAUCUUACCCAGCCAUAAAGCAAUAAACUUCUCAAUAAUCUUCAUUUUGACAUUUGAAUAAAUGGAAACUUUCUAUUUUAAGGGCAUGUAUCCCAUCAAUUGGAAAUAGUACCUUUAAAAAAAAGGCAGCUCUUCAAUGGAAUUAAUAGUGAUAUAAAAUGUUUGAUAUAGGCAGUACUUUUAUAAAAUAAGAUUCUGGAAAUCACUCCCUGUAAUUUUUUUAAAAUAAAAGGUCAAUUAUGGUAAAA